Molecule: messenger RNA, 801 nt
Organism: Oikopleura dioica
Lineage: Eukaryota; Metazoa; Chordata; Appendicularia; Copelata; Oikopleuridae
Source: the annotation of a GenBank genome assembly
AUGAAACCGCUGAUAAAUAUUUUUUCGAAGAAGAAGGUCAAACUUCAAGGCCAAGUUUACGAAUGCCCGGAAAUGGACGAAACUUUCUUCUUCGAUUUGAAAGCAACUCCUCAUGUCUUCAAAGGAGAAAAUCGAAAUGAUUUUAUGUCCUUCAAGUUCGAUCCUAACAUUCGAAUGUUCACCGGAAUAGUUAGAUGGCAAUUGCCGCAUAAUGAUAGAAUCGCUGAAAGCUGGUUCCAGUUUAAAUUUACGGAAGAUUACCAAAGCGUUGAGAAUGUUCAGCGCAAAAAUUACGAUACGGCGAAGCAACAAGUAGAUGCCGUUUGGAAGAAUAAGAAUCUUAUGUAUGAAUAUAUUCAGCCUAAAACGAAUAAGAACGAAAAAUGGCGAACCUUUGAUAUUUCGCUCGAAGAAUGUCCGACCAUUAGUGGAAUUCCGAGGGUCUUAUACAUUUGCUGUUCUGCGAUUGAACGUCGCCCAGAAAAAUCGUUGGGUGUUUAUCGUGCUCCUGGCAAUCGACAGCUGCAGGAGCGCCUUAUCAAAGUCCUAAACAACAAGCGCCACAAAACACAAAGCAUAAAAGAGCAUGUAAAUGCCUGCGACUCCCAAACCCUAGCUUCCUUGGUGAUCGACUUCAUCCGCCGACUUCCGCAGCCAGUCCUGUCCGAUGAAUUCCUCGAAGACUGCCGAGAAAUCGUCGCGAUGGAAGACGACAUCGAGCAAAUUCGAAACUUCAGGAACCGGCUUCUUCCUUCAUUUUUGAUAAGAAAGACUUCCUACUUCUAUUCGAUAAGAGAUUAG